This is a messenger RNA of Linnemannia hyalina, 2001 nucleotides long. The record is from the annotation of a GenBank genome assembly. Lineage: Eukaryota; Fungi; Mortierellomycota; Mortierellomycetes; Mortierellales; Mortierellaceae.
AUGGCUGGCCUAAAGUAUGAACUCGACCAAUGGAACGAAGGUGUUAUUGCCUUUGACCAGGGACUCUACGAGGACGCCCUCGAAAUCUUUGAGCCCAUUGCAGACUCCGCCAAGAUCCAUUUCAACAUUGGAGUCGUCUUGACGACUUUGGGCGACUUUGAAGGAGCGAGCGCAGCUUUUACUAGGGCAACCAGCCUGGAUCAGUUCCUCGCCAUCGCCUACUUUCAGAACGGAGUUGCUAACGUUGCCCUCGAGGACUAUGGCAAAGCUCUGAGCUGCUUCCACGAUGCUUUCUUGUAUCUGCGCGGGAACAUGGUGAUCGAUUAUACACAGCUGGGGCUGGACUUUAAGCUGUACUCGUGCCAGGUUCUCUUCAACCGAGCAUUGUGCUACCUGGAGCUCGGGGAACAUGAUCUGGCUAUGACAGACAUGUGGCGGGCGACUCGAGAAAAGCAGAUAAAGGCUCACGAUUUGCUGGAUCAGGCCCUCAGGGAUAAGGGCCAGAAUUGUACUGUCUUUACAGUCCCCCAGGGGGUGCUCUAUCGCCCUGCAGAGUCCAAGGUCAAGAAUGCUAAAAAGAAGGAUUACCUGGGUAAUUCCAAGGUCAUUGCUGCAUUGGAUGCCAAGGAUGCACAUGCUAGGUUCCAGGGCAAGUCUGCAUGGCAAGUCCAGAUGAGUGGGCCUACUAAUGUUGCGGCUGUUGAGGAGCCUCGUCCCAUGACUCCACCCGUUGCCGGUCUUCAAAGGAGAGCAACGGAGCGAGCAAGUGGAAGCAUGGGCAUGAACGGACGCGCACGGAGGGGGACUGAUCCCCAGCAACGACCCCAACUGGAACACUCUGCAUCUUUCAGCGGCGUCGACAACAAAUCCCGUCGUGGCCAGGCAGCAAACAACACUAGUCUUCCAGGACCUUCUCUCCUUCGAAGCAGUAGUACUGCUGGUAGGGGAGCAGCCGAGGCAAGGCUGUCGUUGCUCUCUCGUCGCAACACGGAUAAUCAACGGCCUGCUAGGUUGAACUUGGGUUCUUCGUCUAAUUUGAAGAAAGGGGGUCCUGCUUCUGCGGCACCCUCGAUUCCACUCCCAGCUCUGCCGUUGGCUCCUAUCCCUACGAUGGAUAUUCUUUCUGUGAAUGCCGCCGCUGCAAAGGCGGAUGCGGAUGCGGAUGCUGCUGCGGCGGCACUUCGGGAGUUUUAUCAGGACGAUAUGGUGGAAGAUCUGGACCAGCAUGUCUAUGCACUCAGCAUCGAGGCCCAGGAGAUCACCAUCGUCGAUAAGCCCACUACUACUUUCCCUAUCUCAAAAGCGCCAUCCAACACCUCUUCAACCGACAUCCGCGUCUCACCCACCCCAUCCCGGUCCAACUCGGGUGCCAGCAAAAAGGGAGGGAUCCUCCGCAAGGCCUCCCAUAAUUCUGGUUACUCCUCCUCAUUCUCUUCCCCACCCAUGCCCUCUUCUAUCCUCCCUCACCAACCUACCAACAACUCUGACUAUACCGGCACCAGUCCUCCAAGCCGAACAGGAACUCCCGUCUUUUCUGAUCUCCGUCGUAUGGGCUCCAAUGGCAAGAAUGGAACUACUGGACUCUGGAGGGGCGACAGUGUUCGGAGUACGACCUCAGGAGGCAGUGGUGGAUCCGUUGGCGCUUACUUCCAGCAGCAGCCUAAUCAUGGGGAUCAUCAUCUGGGGUCCAUGAACGGUGCUGAAGGCGCUUACCUCCACGAACCCGUCUACGCCGGUCUUCGCAACAAGCUCCGCGUGAAAUGUCACUACAUCGACACACGCGCAGUCCUCGUCCGGGCAGAUACACCACUCGAAGAACUGAUUCAACGGAUCCAAGAAAAGUUCCAAGUCGACCGACCCCUGAAACUGAAAUACAAGGACGAGGACCAGCAUAUGCUCUCAAUGGUCGAUGAUGAUGACUGGCUGAUGGCCCAGCAGGUUCAUAUGGAAACCACCGGAAGCCUUGAUCGUAUUGAGCUCUGGUGCUUCGACGAGGAGUAA